Molecule: messenger RNA, 507 nt
Organism: Magnolia sinica
Lineage: Eukaryota; Viridiplantae; Streptophyta; Magnoliopsida; Magnoliales; Magnoliaceae
Exons: 5
Coding region: 181-507 (108 amino acids)
Source: RefSeq, a predicted model, not a curated record
UCAUGUUUCAGGGAGGACAAGUGGUCAAGUACACUGCCAUGUUAGCUUGUGGCAACUAUCAUGGAGUUGUGGGCUUUGCAAAAGGAAAAGGCCCAGCAAUUCCCAUUGCCCUCCAAAAGCCACUUUUGACAGGUAUUCAUGAACUUACUUCUUCAGAUGGUCUGAAUCCCCUUGUUGUUGAUGAUCGUGCUUUGGCAGCAGAUGCACUGCCUCUUGAGGGAGGAGGAUGGUGCAACAAUGUUACGACUUGCCUCUCAUGAAAAGAAAACCAUUUGGGUUCAUCCAAGAAGACUGGGUUUGAUGUCUACUUCUCCAUGGCUAGGGGGGGAAUGCCACUUUGCCUGCUAUGGAAAUGACCAAGUGCUUCGACAUCAGCUAGCGAAUGUUGAUGCAGCAACAGUUAAAAUAGUCAUGGCUGGAGCUGGAUGUGAAAAUGGUAGUAAAGUGGAACAAGUGCCAUUUACCAAAUUUAUAUAUUGGAAUGGAAUGCAUGCGGGCACAUUUUAA